AUGAGGGGCGCCUCUCCAUGCCCAGCCGCUUCCCGGUCCCCUGCCAAGGUUCCUGACAGGGACGGAACGCGGGAACCCAUGACCGACCCCCAGUCGUCUAGUUCUCAGCCCUCCCGAUUUUCCUCCCUGAGGCUCCCGCCUGUGCGCGCUCCCCUCUCCCGCCCGUCCGCCCGCGCGCCCGCGCGCCGCGCCCUGUUCUCAGUGCGCGCCCGCCACCCGGAGCGGCCGUGGCGUCCACUCUCCCAGGCCUUCGGCCCGCGUCCACCGCGCUCCACGCUGCGGCCGGCGGCGGACCCGCGGGCCCGCCCCUCGGGGAGGAGCAAAGCGUUGGCUGAAGAGCUGGCCAAUGGAAGGCGCGGGCGGCAGCACAACGUGGAGUGGCUGCAGAAUGUAAACACCACUCAGCCGCGCGCCGGGCCAAGUGCAGCUCUGCUCUUCCCAGUCCCGGUCCGCGACCACCCGGAGCCCGCUCCGCCGGCCCUGCGCUGCGCGCCCAGGGAAGGCAUUUCCAGCCCGCCCACCCAGGGGUCCCUUCGCUGCCUCUAUGAAUGCCCCCACAACUGGCGCACCGCAAAACUGCACAUCGUCAAGUCAGACGUGCGGCGGGUAUUCCGCAAACAGGUUUUGCGGCGGGAGCAGCGAGGCGGGGAACAGCUCCGGGAACAAAGAUCCCCCGGGUGGAGGAGCAGUGCGAAGGCGUCUCGGAACCCGCGGCAGCUCGGGCGGGCCGCGUCUGCCCCGGCCCUGAGCGAGCGGGAGUGCGAGCGGGCCGCGCCGGGGAGACGGAGCCGCGCGGGCGGGAGCCCUUCCCGAGAUGCACCGGGAGGCGGCGCCCGGCCUUUUGUGCUGCACCGCUCGAGCGCGCUUGAGGCCCGGGAAAUAGCUGCCGCCGGACGGCCGCUUUGGGGCGAGCGAAGUCCUUUUUCACACUUUUUCGAUUCUUCGUCUCGUGACGCCGGCAAAAUAAUUGUUUCUCACCCGAAUUUACUUGUAGGAGCUUUGCCCAAGGUGACAGCAUCAGGAGAAACCCAUGCCUUGUCAGUCCCAAGAAACUUUCUGCCAUUUCUAACGCUUAGGAUGGCUCUCGGCGGGGCAGAAGUUGCCUCCCUUUUGCAGUCACUCAAAACGCAGUUAGCGGUAUAGCUAGCUUAAAUGUCUAACAGCAUGAUGUCAAGAAAAGGGGUCAGGGGUCUCCCAACAAGGGUCACCUGAUCGUAAGCAGAACUGGUGGCCCUCGUGGUUGAAUUUGAUAAAAUAUACUGAAAACCAGUAUGUCGAGUAAUGUUUGUGGGAAUCAUCUUUGAAUGAUGAAUGUAUGCUCAGUACUGAGUUAACUAGUAAAUUGAUUUUAAAAGACACUGCUCUUAUAAAUGUCCUUUGCCAUACCCUUGACUAUUAUAUGAACAGUAUGCAAUCAUAGUAAAGGGGAAAUUAGAAAAUUCCAAGACAUCUUUGUGUGGAAAGGAAUAGAGUGAAUUUUCCCAUAUUACAGAUACCUGGUGAGUAGACAAGUGGGUCUGUUAAAAAAAGAGAAAAUAAAGGGUAAGGGGGCGGGUAUGUUUGUUUUUAGCGUGCUCUUUUCCUACUUAUCCGGUUUAAAAUUCACCUAAAGUAUAUUUCCCCCAUUGUACAUGUAAAGUUAAAACACCAUGGUAAAUAAACUGUUGGCCUCUACCAUGCUUCUUUGGGGUAACUAUUUUGAUUGCUCCGACAUUCAUUUU
Pongo pygmaeus (Bornean orangutan) is the source of this 1721-nucleotide messenger RNA. RefSeq lists its product as uncharacterized. The coding region runs from base 1 to 1143 and encodes 380 amino acids. NCBI's taxonomy places the organism in Eukaryota, Metazoa, Chordata, Mammalia, Primates, Hominidae. The transcript has 4 exons. The record is from RefSeq and is a predicted model, not a curated record.